This is a messenger RNA of Penicillium maclennaniae, 810 nucleotides long. Its product is annotated as putative U1 snRNP complex component Yhc1. Gene Ontology annotation, molecular function: zinc ion binding; pre-mRNA 5'-splice site binding. Lineage: Eukaryota; Fungi; Ascomycota; Eurotiomycetes; Eurotiales; Aspergillaceae. The transcript has 4 exons. Gene Ontology annotation, biological process: spliceosomal snRNP assembly; mRNA splicing, via spliceosome; mRNA 5'-splice site recognition. The annotation marks the transcript as partial. Gene Ontology annotation, cellular component: U1 snRNP; nucleus. The record is from RefSeq and is a predicted model, not a curated record.
AUGCUCCUCGCCAUCAAAGCUGCUCAACGUUUCGCGGCCCUCUAUCUAGCACUGUCCUCUGCACUGUUCGCCUCGCCACCUAUCGCAACAACCUUGUACGAGCUCGCGGUAUCCAAAGAAGCUUUCCGCUCCUCGAAAUUAGCUCAGACCCAGGUCGAGCCAUUCCCAUUCCCAACGGGAAUUUUUGUCUCGCGCGCGACUGCAGCCAAGUGCUUGCAGAACAAGCCGACAAAAUGCCGAAAUAUAUGUAUCCCUGGUUCCCGCGACUACUGUGAUGUCUACCUCACACACGACUCGAUGAGCGUGCGCAAGGCGCAUAACUCAGGCCGCAACCACCUCCGCAACGUGGUGGAGUACUACCAGCAGAUCGGCCAAGAGAAGGCUCAAUCAGUCAUCGAUUCCAUCACUUCUUCCUACGCCGCUGAGGGCCAGCCUUUGCCAAAUCCCGCCAUGGUCCCUGGUGCAUUCCCUCCUCCUUUCGGCUUCCCUGGUCUUCCUGGCCAAGGUCCGCCACCUCCUUUCGGCCUUGCAGGCCUCCCACCUCCUGGAGCUCCAGGCGCCCCAGGAAUGCUGCCUCGUAAGUCAACCCGCAGUUUACCAUACAGACCAGAAAACCACGGCCAACAGCCUGCUGACAAUUUCCUAUUCUAUCAACCAGCUCCUGGUGGUCUCCCAUUCCCGCCUCCCUUCCCAGGCGCUGGCGCCACCGGCACUCCUCCCACAGGAGGCUUCCCUCCCCCCUCCCAACAUGCCCGGCGGUCUGCCCCCGCCCCCCGGUGGGUUCCCUGCGAACUUCCCGAUCCCUCCCCC